AUGGGGGGCGGGCGGCGCUGGGGGCUCCUCUUCCAGGGGGUGCCCCUCUUCCUUCUUCCUCCUUCUCCUCCUCGGCUGGCGAUCCAGGGCCCGCUGUGCCGCGCUCAGCUGGGAGGCUCCCGGGAGAUUGGAACCUUGGAAGACUAUUACCACUUUCACCACAGUAGGACGAUAAAGAGGUCAACAUUCAGCAGCCGAGGCCCACACAGCUUCCUCAGGAUGGAUCCAAAGGUAACAUGGCUGCAGCAACAAGAAGUGAAACGAAGAGUCAAAAGACAUGCUCGAAGCGACCACCAUUUUGUUUCCUUCAGUGACCCACUCUGGCCUGAAAUGUGGUACAUGCACUGUGAAGACAACGACAGUGAUUGCCGGUCGGAAAUGAAUGUUCUGGCUGCCUGGCGGAGAGGCUACACGGGCAGGGACGUCGUGGUAACCAUUCUCGACGAUGGCAUUGAAAAGCAGCACCCUGACCUCAUACAAAACUACGACCCCCGUGCAAGCUACGAUGUCAAUGGAGGCGACGAGGAUCCAUCUCCACGCUAUGACAACAGCAAUGAGAAUAAGCACGGCACUCGUUGCGCUGGAGAAGUAGCGGCGGCAGCGAAUAACUCAAACUGCGUAGUGGGCAUUGCAUACAAUGCGAGAAUUGGAGGUAUUCGCAUGUUAGAUGGCGACGUCACGGACAUUGUUGAAGCGAGAGCGAUUGGUGUCCGCCCAGAGUACAUUCACAUCUACAGCGCUAGCUGGGGGCCAGAUGAUGAUGGCCGGACGGUGGACGGGCCCGGCCCUUUGGCCAAGCAGGCGUUUGAGCAGGGAAUUAAGAAGGGACGUAAAGGGCGGGGUUCCAUUUUUGUCUGGGCCUCUGGAAACGGCGGCAGAGAAGGAGACCACUGCUCUUGCGAUGGAUACACCAACAGCAUCUACACCGUCUCUGUCAGCAGUACCACCGAGAAUGGUAACAAACCGUGGUACUUGGAGGAAUGCGCGUCCACCCUCGCAACAACCUACAGCAGUGGGGCUUUCUAUGAGCGUCAGAUUGUCACCACAGAUCUGAGGAAGCGCUGCACAGACGGCCACACGGGAACCUCCGUCUCUGCCCCCAUGGUGGCAGGAAUCAUUGCUUUGGCGCUGGAGGCCAACCCUUUGCUAACCUGGCGGGACGUUCAGCACUUGCUUGUCAAAACAUCUAGACCUGUACAUCUCUUAGCCCCAGACUGGAAGACGAAUGGCGCUGGACGGAAAGUUAGCCACCUGUAUGGCUUUGGCCUGGUGGAUGCAGAAGCCCUCGUUGUGGAAGCCAAAAAGUGGCAGACUGUCCCCACUCAACACGUUUGUGUUGGAACAUCCAAUAAGCGACCUUGGUUCAUCCCUACCAACAAGACAGUGAGAACGACAACGGUCACCAGUGCCUGUGCUGACCACCGCGACCAUCACGUGGUCUACCUAGAGCAUGUUGUUGUGCGGAUUACCAUCGUGCACCCUCGGCGGGGAGACCUACAGAUCAGCCUGACAUCUCCUUCUGGAACAAAGUCUCAGCUCCUAGCGAGGAGGCAACACGACAGUUCCAUCGACGGCUUCAAGCACUGGGAAUUCAUGACCGUCCACUGCUGGGGAGAGAGGGCAGCCGGGGAGUGGACGCUUGAAAUCCAGGAUAAGCCAUAUCAUGUUCGAAACCCAGAAAUGCUAGGGAAGUUAAAAGAAUGGAGUCUUAUCCUCUAUGGAACAGCCGAGCACCCCUUCUCCAACGUCAGCACCCCUCAGUCCCCCUCAAGGAUGCUGGAGGUUCCGUCGUCAGACCUGGAGUCUUCCAAAACCACUUUUUUCCAGACUCAGAUGGAGGUGCCAGAGGAGGAGGAGGAAUACACAGGUCCGUGUCACACGGAAUGUGGCGACCAAGGAUGCGACGGUCCCAAUCCUGAUCAGUGCCUGAACUGUUUCCAUUAUAGUCUUGGGAGCAUUAAAACUGGCAGGAAGUGUGUGAAUACCUGUCCCCCCGGGUACUUCGGGGACAGCAUGCAACGGAAGUGCCGCAGAUGCCACAGAGGCUGUGAGUCGUGCCUCGGCCGGAGCUCGAACAUGUGCAUGGCUUGCAAGCGUGGCUUCUAUCAUCACCAAGAAACGAAUACAUGCGUGACAUUGUGCCCGGCUGGAUUUUACUCAGAUGAUGGUCAGAAACGUUGUCUGAAGUGCCACCAAAACUGUAAGAAAUGUAACGGGGAGAUGGACAGAUGCACUGUUUGCAAAGACGGAUUCAGCCUCGUAGACAGCAACUGCGUCACAGGAUGUCGGCCGGGCAUGAACUUGAUCAAGGAACCGAUACGAUGCGAGGGCUGCCACUCCAACUGCCGGACAUGUGCGGGGCCAAGCCGAGAGGAGUGUAUGCAGUGUGCCAGGAAUUUCCAUGCGUAUGAGUGGAGAUGUGUUCCAGAGUGUGGCGAGGGCUUUUAUGCUGAAGAGGUAUACGGUCUCCUGUACAGAGUUUGCAGAAGAUGUGAAGAUAAUUGCGCAGCUUGUGAAUUCUCUGGGAGAAGAUGCCUCAGGUGUAAAGAAGGCUUCAGCUUGCUGAAUGGCUCAUGCGUCGCCAGUGACAGAUGCCACAAUGCUGACGACACGUUCUGCGAGAUGGUGAAAUCCAACAAGCUGUGCGAACGCAAACCAUUUAUACAGUUUUGCUGUCGGACAUGUCUCUUGGCCGGCUGAACCGUGCCUUUCGUAUCUGCCGUCUGGAGGCCUUGUCGUGCCAGAUCCCUGGGACAAAGUUUUCCCUUCCCCCCACCCCCACCCCCAGCCUCGGGGAGCUUCACCCAACGCUGGCUUGAAGCUUCAAGCUUGCGACUCAGAUUGCUUUAAUAUCUCCUGUCAGUUGAUUCCUCCGGUGUCGCAUCUGGUAUCCCCGAAUCUAGAUAGCUUCAUUGCCUAUUUGUUGGGUCCUUUUUUACAUGCGAAUGCCAACAUGAGUCCUUCACAGAUGUGCCAUGCUCAUGGAGAACAACACACGGCCCAUAUGCGCAGCAUUGUUUGUGAAAGCGACCAUUCCAAAUUAUACCUCAACACAGCCACAUGGGAAAAUAUUAAGUUCUUUUUUUUUUUCAUCUUGGAGAAGAAAAGGGCAUCUCUGUUCUCCCUGCCCCCGCCAAUUAAAUACUGCAGCAUAGGAUUGUGGCAUUCUGUCCCCAGUGCAAUACAGGGACUGUUAACACAGCGCAUCUCUGCAAAAGAAACACAUUCCAGGUUGCCUUUCAGUAGCAAGAUGGCCAGGGGGAGUUUGGAGCUUGCCAACAGCCAAAGGGGCAAUGUAGAGCUGGCAGGAAUGGAGCUCCAAAUCUUCCAGCUCACUGCAAGCCAUCCUCAGCCACCAGGACCCUGAACGACCCAGCGUGCCUGCCAGGAUGCGCUUAGUGUGGACCUUGGAGGAUCAAAGCCUUACCCAUGAAAUGGCUCCUGAUGGCCUCAGCUCCCGACUGCGAGAAGAUUUCCCUCCCUGCAACAAGAGAUGGCUUUCUGCAAAGAUUUGCACCACGUUGCUUCCACACACCCCAUCCCCACCCCCUGCCAGCUUUGAUUGAUGUCUUCAUUGGGUCCAGCCAGUGGUAACUUGCUGACAGCCUCCCCUUCCUGUCCAGCGAUGACGACUCAGUGACAUCCGACGUGAAUCCCUUCCAAGAGAGGUUCCCUUCAGCCAACCAGGAGGCAAAGAAAACCACCAGUUCUACAGAAGAGUCGUGUACAACACAUCUGAAUGUAUUCACUAUAAUAUAUA
This is a messenger RNA of Gekko japonicus, 3760 nucleotides long. It is a transcript of the gene PCSK6, whose product is annotated as proprotein convertase subtilisin/kexin type 6. The record is from RefSeq and is a predicted model, not a curated record. Gene Ontology annotation, cellular component: membrane; cell surface. The transcript has 21 exons. Gene Ontology annotation, biological process: peptide hormone processing. Bases 1 to 2700 code for a protein of 899 amino acids. NCBI's taxonomy places the organism in Eukaryota, Metazoa, Chordata, Lepidosauria, Squamata, Gekkonidae. Gene Ontology annotation, molecular function: serine-type endopeptidase activity.